AUGCCCGAGUCAGUGCCAGUGGACCUAGCCAAUGACUCAGACUCAGACUCGGAGUCCGAGGCCAGCUGUGACAGUGACAUCGAAAUGGAUGAGGAAGAGGAGUCCGAAAGGGAGGCAGUUCUCCUCGAGUUUGCCAGGGUUCUGCAACAAGCCCAUGACACAGCUGUCAGGAAGGAACGAGAACGUCGAGCUGGCGAGAAGCGGCCGACUCACUACACCAGGAAUUCGAAACGGACAACGCAGAGGAGAGCGGCAGAGAGGCGAGGCCUUGCGAAGAAGGGCUACCAUUCGAUUCAGCGAUGGUUCACGCCAUCAAACGGGGCGGCCGCGGAACGCACGGCGGUUGGCCCUGACGCAAUGCCAGUUGCUGCUGCGGUGGCUGCCAGUGCAAGCGACUCGGACUCGGAGCCUGAACCAGUCAGUGCCCUCAGUGCGUGCAAUCCGGACGCCAUGAUUGCUACGUCACCGAGAAGUCCUGACGCGAUGUCCACGCCUGAGGCCGGUGCGAGUUGCGACUCGGAGCGAGAUGAGCACGUCCGACUCGGGCUUGCUCUGGGCACGUUCCAAACAGAAACUCGGAGCGAGGCACUGGUAGCUGCCGCUCCGAGUCUAGUAUCCGAGUCAGUGCACCCGGCGGCGAGUCAGGCAGUGGUUCAUUCUGCGAGCGCAUAUGAGCACGAGGGAGUCAUGCUGGGAAACACCCAGGUCGGAAAUGAGCACCCGAGCUCUCAGACACAACCUAAUGUCAAUGAGUCGGACGCACCGCCGAGUACUAUACAAGCUCCACGCUUUUCGCAUGAAGCACACCGUGCUGUCGAGGACAUGCUGAAAGACCUGCGACUGGGUAGUCAACACCCUGAAAAUGCGGUCGACAAUGCCUUGAAUAGUCUCUCGUACAAGGACUUCCCAGCGUUACGUUCGGCGCAACAGCGACUCACCUGGAAGGUGAAAGACAAAAAACUCGAUGUUGUUCUUCGUGCCCGCGUUACAGCGAUGUUAGGCACGUUGAACUUCUAUCUCGAUCCCGACUUGACCUUCACCUGGCGUGAGUCGUCGACACUUGCAGCAAAAGCUGCGGGGCGUAGUGCAGACUAUGGACGUACCGUGCGCCGAUGGCUACACCAAUACCUCAACACCUCGCAGCUGCCCCUCCAUCGAUAUUGCCGCCCUCACAGGUCCAUCCUUGAUGACGAAGACCUUUCCGAGACCAUACAAGGCCAUUUGAUGAAUAUUGCAAAGACGGGCUUCAUCCGUGCGCAGGAUAUUGUCGACUUCAUCUCGAGCGAAGACAUGCAGGACAAGCUUGGUGGAAGGAUGUCGAUUUCGGAACGGACGGCUCGGCGGUGGCUGCACAAACUAGACUGGCGAUACAAGAAGCUUGCAAACGGAAUGUACAUCGAUGGCCAUGAGCGAGAGGAUGUGGUCAAGUAUCGCCGUGCGUUUAUUGACCGUUGGACGGAGUACGAGAAGCGGAUGGUAAUUUAUGACAACAACGGGAAUGUUGAGAGAAUUCCUCAGGGAUUCCCGAUUCCUGGUGGCCGUCCUUUCCGCCUCAUAUGCAACACCCAAGAUGAAUCAACCUUCUACGCACACGAUCGUCGCAAAACAAAGUGGACGCAUGCGUCAGAGCGUGCAAAACCUGUCCGCAAGGGUGAAGGAUCAUCGCUUAUGGUAUCCGACUUUUUGACCAUUGAGUGGGGCCGAUUACAACACGGAGACCAGGAAGCAAGAGUCCUAUUUGAAGCUGGAAAAAACCGGCAAGGUUAUUUCACAGCAGAGGAUCUCCUCGCACAGGUCGACACGGCGAUCGAUAUUUUCGAAGAGAAGACCAAUGGCUUUGCAACAGGGCUGUUCCUAUUCGACAAUGCGCCUAGUCACCAAAGACGGGCACCGGAUGCACUGUCUGCGAGGUACAUGCCCAAGAACCCCUCUGCGACAUGGCUUCCGAAAGGCGGAUCUCGCAUGCGUCUCGGCCUGCUCCCGAACGGCGAGCCGCAGGACUUCUACUUCUCCCUCGAUCAUCCAAAUAUGCCAGGAUGGUUCAAAGGGAUGGAGAUCAUCAUCCGCGAACGUGGAUUGUGGCCAGAUGGUGGCCUGAAGGCCCAAUGCGAUGGAUUCAAGUGCGAGUCGGGGCGUACUGACUGCUGCUGCCGACGACUCUUGUUUGUUCAGCCAGACUUUGUGUCGCAGAAGUCACAGCUAGAGGAGUACAUAGAGUCUCGGGGCCACAUCUGUGACUUCUAUCCGAAGUUCCAUCCCGAGCUCAACUUCAUUGAACAGUACUGGGGUGCAGCGAAGCUCCGUUACCGACAGAGCCCGAAGACAUCUGACAUCAAUGAAAUGAGGGAAAAUGUCAAGGCCUGCCUCGAUGAUGUUUCAAGACUACAGAUCGUGCGCACGGCUCUUGUACCUCCGUAUACCCUCAACAUCCCGGCCCUCACUCUGUCCAACGCUGAGCUCAGCAGACGAACCACCUACUGCUACAUCAUGUCGCAACCGAAACUCUCGUUCAAAAGGCUGUUUGAUAAUUGGCAAGCCGAUGUCAAGGCUGCUAUCCUCGAGUUCUUGGGGACGACUUUCUUCUUGCUCUUGGCAUUUGGGGGGAUACAGGCAGCGGAGGCAGAACUGGCUAUGGACCCCUCCGCACCCUCCGCGAUUCUGCACGACCUAUACAUCGCGCUAUCCAUGGGGUUCAGUCUACUCAUCUCUGUCUGGAUCUUCUACCGGGCUAGCGGCGGCGUUUUCAAUCCUAACAUCAGCCUGGCUCUCUUCUUGAACGGAGUCAUCGGCCCCUUGCGCUUCGUUCUCUACUGUUUUGCUCAGCUCACGGGGGGUAUCGCGGCUGCGGCUAUCGUUCUUGCGCUCACACCGGGUCCGCUGCUGUCGAACACUGUGUUGGCAAAUGGCGUCAAUCUUGCCCAGGGCGUGUUCAUAGAGAUGUUCAUCACUGCGGCACUGGUAUU
Molecule: messenger RNA, 2963 nt
Organism: Fomitopsis serialis
Lineage: Eukaryota; Fungi; Basidiomycota; Agaricomycetes; Polyporales; Fomitopsidaceae
Exons: 5
Biological process (GO): transmembrane transport
Cellular component (GO): membrane
Molecular function (GO): channel activity; nucleic acid binding
Source: RefSeq, a predicted model, not a curated record